Cheilinus undulatus (humphead wrasse) is the source of this 3703-nucleotide messenger RNA. RefSeq names its product protein phosphatase 2, regulatory subunit B, beta a (gene ppp2r2ba). Gene Ontology annotation, molecular function: protein binding; protein phosphatase regulator activity. Lineage: Eukaryota; Metazoa; Chordata; Actinopteri; Labriformes; Labridae. Bases 588 to 1919 code for a protein of 443 amino acids. The transcript is spliced from 10 exons. Gene Ontology annotation, biological process: peptidyl-serine dephosphorylation. Gene Ontology annotation, cellular component: cytosol; protein phosphatase type 2A complex. The record is from RefSeq and is a predicted model, not a curated record.
GGGAGAGGAGAAGCCCUGCGGGAUCCGGAGACGGAAAGGCGAAGGUGUCCAGCCUCUCUGGAGAGAAGAAACUGACGCGAAAACACUGAUGUGAUCGGAGCAAGCUUGUUGACGCAUAAUCCCACCCGCCCCGCCGGCACUGGGAGGGGGCAAAUCUUGCCUGACUGAACUCCAAUCCUGCCAAAGAGAUUUACGGAGUGCGCUGCUGCUGGGUUCAGAACCAUUUGGUUCAUGGUUUUUUUUUGUUUGUUUUUUGUGGGGAGAUACUCGAUGAUUUCUUUGGAAGCAGAGGAGCUACUGCGCGCAUAACUCUGAUUUAAUCCCCCUGUUGGAUUCAGCGCUGUCACUGCGCCGCGGACUGUGCGCGUUUGGAUGCGUCCUGAGGUGUGGACGGGACCUGCUCGCUCAUCAUCAGCAUUACCACCACCAUCAUCAUAGUGGGUAUUUGAUCGAGGUUGUCCUGCUUCCAUUGGAGAUCUGGAGCCAUGACAGGCCCCCCGCUGGUCCCACAGCCCGCCUGCUGACGGUACCGGGCAGGAUGGGAGCAGAUCUGCCGCGUUCAGAAUCCCGAAGCAGCCGAUUUAUCAAUGGAGGAGGAGAGUGACACCCGGAAAAUCAACAACAGCUUCCUUCGCGACCACAACUAUGCAACUGAAGCUGACAUUAUCUCAACGGUGGAGUUUAACUCAUCGGGGGAGCUGUUGGCCACCGGGGAUAAAGGAGGCAGAGUGGUUGUCUUCCAGAGGGAGCAGGAGAGUAAGAGUCAGCCCCAACGUCGAGGGGAGUACAAUGUUUACAGCACAUUUCAGAGCCACGAGCCAGAGUUUGACUACCUGAAGAGUUUGGAGAUUGAGGAGAAGAUCAACAAGAUCAAAUGGCUUCCUCAGCAGAAUGCCGCCUACUUCUUGCUCUCCACCAACGACAAGACGGUGAAACUGUGGAAAAUAAGCGAGAGAGACAAGCGUCCAGAGGGCUACAACCUGAAGGAUGAGGAUGGACGGAUCAGAAACCCGUCGACGAUCACCUCGCUACGGGUGCCGGUACUGCAGCCUAUGGACUUGAUGGUCGAGGCUACGGCAAGGCGAGUAUUCAGCAACGCUCACACCUACCACAUCAACUCCAUCUCUGUCAACUCCGACCUUCAGACGUUCAUCUCUACUGACGACCUCAGGGUGAACCUGUGGAACCUGGAGAUCACCGACCGCAGCUUCAACAUUGUGGAUAUCAAGCCAGCCAACAUGGAGGAGCUGACGGAGGUGAUCACCUCUGCGGAGUUUCAUCCCCAGCAGUGUCACACCUUCGCCUACAGCAGCAGCAAGGGCUCGAUACGCCUGUGUGACAUGAGACAGGCCGCGCUCUGUGACAAACACUGCAAAUACUUUGAGGAGCCAGAGGAUCCCGCCACUCGCUCAUUUUUUUCUGAAAUCAUCUCAUCCAUCUCUGAUGUGAAGUUCAGCCACAACGGGCGCUACCUGAUGACACGGGACUACCUCACUGUCAAGGUGUGGGACCUUCAAAUGGAGAACAAACCUCUAGAGACGUACCAGGUCCAUGAUUAUUUACGAGGAAAACUUUGUUCUCUGUAUGAGAACGACUGCAUCUUUGACAAGUUUGAGUGUGUCUGGAACGGAUCAGACAGUGUCAUAAUGACUGGCUCCUAUAACAACUUUUUCCGUAUGUUUGACCGGAACACAAAACGUGAUGUCACACUGGAGGCAUCCAGAGAAAACAGCAAACCCAGAGCUAUUCUCAAGCCUCGCAAGGUGUGUGUGGGCGGGAAGCGACGCAAGGAUGAGAUCAGUGUAGACAGCUUGGACUUCAGCAAGAAGAUCCUUCACACUACGUGGCAUCCGCAUGAGAACAUCAUUGCUGUAGCAGCCACUAACAACCUCUACAUCUUCCAAGACAAGGUCAACUAAAGGGUAAUCCGACCCCGCUGACCCUCCCCACACACGAGGGGCUGCAGGGAGAGGACGGGGUAGGAGAAAGACAGUGAUGGAUCCCCGAUCAACAUCCUCCUUCCUCUCCUCCUCUCCCUGUGUCUUGUUGCUGCUGGUCUUGAAUUUCGCUGAUCUGCUGAGGAAGAGCAGAGAAAAGUAUCCAGUGACUGAUUUUUGGGAAUUUUUCAGAAGCGGAGAACUAAUACAACCUGGAUACAACUUGAGGAAAAGGCCCCCUCAAGAUCAAGAAUGGACUUUCAUUCUUCAGUUUUAUUUAUUUAGCCAUGCAGACAUGAAGAAGUAAAUCUCAUGCAGUUAUGCAACAAGAGGAUUGCUGCAUGAAUAACAUGAUGUAGCAGCCCCCCGGACCCUGAAGAAAGGGGCUGUAUUUGGGGACUCUGAUGAGAAAUAAGAGCACACAGACAGAGACAUUGCUUACAUGAUGGUGGCUCAUUGUCAUGUAGCAACAGUGCCCCCUGCCUCUGAGGCUGCUCAUGCUACAGCGCAUGUGAUCAACUCUGCAGCCUCUUUUUUGGACAGAGCAACCUGCUGCAGAGUUCCUACAAAAGAGGAAGAGACUGUUAUUGAUCUCUGACCCCAUAAACUGAGUUUUCUCUGCCUGUGACACAAUGUGGUCAGUCUUUCUAGUUCCAAUUCUGUGUCUCCCUGGUGAGACUGCUGUAGUCUGUAAUGUGAAUGAAGCCCCUCCAGGCUGUGUCAAUGGUUUAAUUUAAUGCUGUUGUUUUAUUGAGUCCUUCUUUCGGUCAAUGAGUCUGUUUAGAAGCUGUGGUGCCUUCUUUUGGUAUGUGGGGGUUUGAUGUAGUGGGAGCGGGAGGGGGGUGGGGACUGAAUACGAGGCAGGAGUGUGAAUGUUUCCAAUGAAAUGUUAAAAUAGCAUUUUCUUUCUUUUUUUCCUCGCUCUUUUGACAAAAACAAAACAAAAAAAUCUCAACUGAAGUCUGAAGUGGAAAAACAGUAAGUGCUUGAGGCAAUGUAGUCAAAAUUACAUUAAAGCACCGGCUACAUGCUUGUGAGUUCAAGGGAAGACUGUGAUCUGUACAAAUUGUUGCUUUUAUCACAUCGCCGUCAGUCUGAUGUCAUCUGUUUGGAAGAGACAUGACAGCCACAAUCAUUGUUUGAGUCUGAACCCCUCUACAUCCUUGAGCCUACUUGGAUAGAGCUGAAAAUGAUCUGUAGAUGGUAGAAGUCUAGACUUGUCAUGUUGAUUUACUGAGCUUUAGAUUUAGGCAUAACAUAAUGCUAAAACAGCUCUUUUUGCAUGCUUGGAACAGAUUCUGAUGGAAUGAAACACCUGCACAUAAAUAGUUGAGCAUCUACAGAUCAUCUGAGGCACUAUGCAAGUAAAAUACUUUCUGCAAAGGUAUAGUCUGUUUAGGGUUUAGUUUGUAAUUGCUGCAGUGCUUGCCCAUGUCCUUGCUGGUGAUGUGGAGAACUAGUUGGCUGUAUUUCAGCGCUCAGCUUUGAUUGAUUUGGAGAUCCUCACUCAUCUCAAAUUUGUGUUUAGGGCCCAUAAAGGAAAGCAGUCAAAGGUCUACAUGAACUCUGUGAAAUCAGGGAAUUAUUAAGUGUGGUUCCUUUAAACAGUUAUGUCUUCUAAACAACCUCCUUUGUGACACUAAUUGAAACAGAAAAAAUCUUUUAUAGCUCAGAAUGUAUUGAAAUGCAAUUAAAUACCAUGCAGUCUUUAUGCUUACUGGACUUUCUUUGAAUAAAAAACAAUAAAGAUGUGCAAGUUCAAAGUC